AUGGGACGUAUCCAUAAAAAAUAUUAUAGUGCUAAUGCAACAUUUCUUUCAGAUGAGGCAAUUCAAGAAAUUAAAGGAUCAAUAGGUAUAAUACCUGAUGCAAUAAAUACAAUGGCAAAAAAAUAUCGCAUAUCUCACUCUCGUGUUGUUGAUUAUAUAGAAAAUCGAGAACGCCAACAACAAAUAAAUUCUCGAUUACGAAUUGAAA
Messenger RNA from Racocetra fulgida, 208 nucleotides. The record is from the annotation of a GenBank genome assembly. NCBI's taxonomy places the organism in Eukaryota, Fungi, Glomeromycota, Glomeromycetes, Diversisporales, Gigasporaceae.